GUGGCGCUGCUGGGACGGGGGGGGAAGGAGACGCUUCUUCCUCCUGCUGGUCCUCUCGUUUCCCGGGAUUGGCGGCGGCGGUGGCCGCGGCCGCGAGUGACUCGGCAGCGUCUCUGGCUUCGCGUGAGAACCAUGCUGACCGACGGCGGAGGCGGCGGCACCUCCUUUGAGGAGGAUCUGGACUCAGUGGCUCCGCGAUCCGCCCCAGCCGGGGCCUCGGAGCCGCCUCCGCCGGGAGGGGUCGGACUGGGAAUCCGCACCGUGAGACUCUUUGGGGAGGCCGGGCCGGCUCCGGGAGUCGGUGGCGGCGGCAGCGGUGCGGGCGGAGGGGACGCCGCGGCGCUGGAUUUCAAGUUGGCGGCUGCCGUCCUGAGGACCGGGGGUGGAGGUGGUGCCUCUGGUAGCGACGAGGACGAGGUGUCCGAGGUUGAAUCAUUUAUUUUGGACCAAGAAGAUCUGGAUAACCCGGUGCUGAAAACAACAUCAGAGAUAUUCUUAUCAAGUACUGCAGAAGGAGCAGACUUACGCACUGUGGAUCCAGAGACACAGGCACGACUAGAAGCAUUGCUGGAAGCAGCAGGAAUUGGCAAAUUGUCAACUGCUGAUGGUAAAGCCUUUGCAGAUCCUGAGGUACUCCGAAGACUGACAUCUUCAGUAAGUUGUGCACUGGAUGAAGCUGCUGCUGCACUGACACGGAUGAGAGCGGAAAACAGCCACAAUGCGGGACAAGUAGACACUCGCAGUCUGGCGGAAGCUUGUUCAGAUGGGGAUGUGAAUGCUGUUCGUAAAUUGCUAGAUGAAGGCAGAAGUGUAAAUGAACAUACAGAAGAAGGAGAAAGCCUGCUGUGUUUGGCUUGUUCAGCCGGGUAUUAUGAAUUAGCACAAGUAUUGCUUGCUAUGCAUGCUAAUGUUGAAGACAGAGGGAAUAAAGGAGAUAUAACCCCCCUAAUGGCAGCAUCCAGUGGAGGUUAUUUAGAUAUUGUGAAAUUAUUACUUCUUCAUGAUGCAGAUGUCAACUCCCAGUCUGCAACAGGAAACACUGCACUAACUUAUGCCUGUGCUGGAGGAUUUGUUGACAUUGUGAAAGUGCUACUUAAUGAAGGCGCAAAUAUAGAAGAUCAUAAUGAAAAUGGACAUACCCCCUUAAUGGAAGCAGCCAGUGCAGGUCAUGUGGAAGUUGCAAGAGUUCUUCUAGAUCAUGGGGCAGGCAUCAACACUCAUUCUAACGAAUUCAAAGAAAGUGCUCUUACACUUGCAUGCUACAAAGGCCAUUUGGAUAUGGUUCGCUUUCUGCUUGAUGCUGGUGCAGAUCAAGAGCACAAAACAGAUGAGAUGCACACUGCCUUAAUGGAGGCUUGCAUGGAUGGACAUGUAGAGGUGGCACGUUUGCUUUUGGAUAGUGGUGCUCAAGUGAAUAUGCCUGCAGAUUCAUUUGAGUCUCCAUUAACGCUAGCUGCCUGUGGAGGACACGUUGAAUUGGCAGCUCUACUUAUUGAGAGGGGCGCAAAUCUUGAGGAAGUUAAUGAUGAAGGAUACACUCCCUUGAUGGAAGCUGCUCGGGAAGGACACGAAGAGAUGGUGGCACUACUCUUAGCACAAGGAGCAAAUAUAAAUGCUCAGACAGAAGAAACCCAAGAAACUGCUCUGACGUUGGCUUGCUGUGGAGGAUUUUCUGAAGUUGCAGACUUCCUGAUUAAGGCAGGGGCUGACAUAGAACUUGGCUGCUCCACACCUCUGAUGGAGGCUUCUCAGGAGGGACACCUGGAGUUGGUUAAAUAUUUACUGGCUGCCGGUGCUAACGUUCAUGCUACAACAGCAACAGGAGACACAGCCUUAACCUACGCUUGUGAAAAUGGACAUACGGAUGUUGCAGAUGUUUUACUUCAAGCAGGGGCUGAUUUAGACAAGCAGGAGGACAUGAAGACUAUUUUGGAGGGCAUAGAUCCGGCCAAGCAUCAGGAACAUGAAUCUGAAGGUGGAAGAACCCCUUUGAUGAAAGCUGCGAGAGCUGGCCAUUUGUGCACCGUGCAGUUUCUUAUUAGCAAAGGUGCCAAUGUGAAUAGGGCUACAGCCAAUAACGAUCAUACAGUAGUGUCGUUGGCAUGUGCAGGAGGUCACCUGGCAGUUGUGGAGCUACUCUUGGCUCAUGGGGCUGACCCUACUCAUCGUCUCAAGGAUGGCUCAACAAUGCUCAUUGAAGCUGCAAAAGGUGGCCAUACUAAUGUUGUUUCUUAUCUAUUGGAUUAUCCAAACAAUGUUCUGUCAGUUCCUACCACAGAUGUGUCUCAGCUUACCCCACCUUGUCAAGAUCAAUCUCAGGUUCCACGUGUACCAAUGCAUACACUCGCCAUGGUUGUACCUCCACAGGAACCUGACAGAACUUUACAGGAGAACUCUCCUGCUGUUUUAGGAGUACAAAAAGGUACAUCCAAGCAGAAGUCCAGUUCCCUGCAGGUAGCAGAUCAGGACGUACUGCCACCUUUUCACCCAUACCAGCCUUUGGAGUGCAUAGUAGAGGAGACUGAAGGAAAACUGAAUGAACUGGGACAAAGAAUUAGUGCUAUUGAAAAAGCACAGCUUAAAUCAUUGGAGUUAAUUCAAGGUGAACCUCUGAACAAAGAUAAGAUAGAAGAACUUAAAAAGAACAGAGAAGAGCAAGUCCAGAAGAAGAAGAAAAUACUGAAAGAACUGCAGAAAGUGGAAAGGCAGUUGCAGAUGAAAACACAGCAGCAAUUUACCAAAGAAUACUUGGAAACCAAAGGUCAGAAAGACACAGUAUCUCCACACCAGCAGUGCUCUCAUAGAGGAGUCUUCCCAGAAGGGGAAGGAGAUGGUAGUCUCCCAGAGGAUCACUUUUCAGAGUUACCUCAGGUUGACACAAUCUUAUUUAAAGAUAAUGAUGUUGAUGAUGAGCAACAGUCUCCACCAUCGGCAGAACAAAUUGAUUUUGUCCCAGUCCAGCCUUUAUCAUCUCCACAGUGUAACUUUUCCAGUGAAUUAGGUUCUAAUGGGACAAAUUCUCUUGAACUUCAGAAAGUAUCAGGUAAUCAUCAGAUUAUAGGACAGCCUCAGAUUGCUAUUACUGGACACGAUCAGGGGCUGUUAGUGCAAGAACCAGAUGGACUAAUGGUUGCAACUCCAGCCCAGACGCUUACCGACACUCUUGAUGACCUGAUAGCAGCUGUGAGUAGCAGAGUGCCCACUGGUUCAAACAGUUCCUCUCAGACGGCAGAAUGUCUUACACCUGAGCCCUGUUCGCAGUCUCCAAGCAAUGUGGCUUCCCAGUCUGUGCCUCCUGUGUAUCCUUCAGUUGACAUCGAUGCACAUACUGAGAGCAACCAUGACACAGCAUUAACGCUAGCUUGUGCAGGUGGUCAUGAAGAACUUGUAUCUGUACUCAUAGCGCGAGAUGCUAAAAUUGAACACAGAGACAAAAAAGGUUUCACACCACUGAUCCUGGCAGCAACAGCAGGACAUGUUGGAGUUGUUGAAAUCCUUUUGGAUAAAGGUGGAGACAUAGAAGCACAAUCUGAACGAACUAAGGAUACUCCACUUUCAUUGGCAUGUUCUGGUGGACGUCAGGAAGUAGUAGACUUGCUGCUGGCUCGGGGUGCAAAUAAAGAACAUAGGAAUGUGUCUGAUUAUACACCACUGAGUCUAGCUGCAUCUGGAGGAUAUGUGAAUAUCAUUAAGAUUCUGCUUAAUGCCGGGGCAGAAAUUAAUUCAAGGACUGGGAGUAAACUAGGUAUUUCUCCCCUGAUGUUGGCUGCAAUGAAUGGACAUGUUCCUGCAGUGAAACUGCUGCUUGAUAUGGGUUCAGACAUUAAUGCCCAAAUAGAGACCAAUCGGAACACAGCUCUCACCUUGGCCUGUUUCCAAGGACGAGCAGAAGUAGUGAGUUUGCUUCUGGACCGAAAAGCCAAUGUUGAACAUAGGGCAAAGACUGGUCUUACCCCUUUGAUGGAAGCUGCUUCUGGAGGAUAUGCAGAGGUUGGAAGAGUUCUCCUAGAUAAAGGAGCAGAUGUCAAUGCCCCCCCUGUGCCUUCCUCAAGAGAUACUGCUUUAACAAUAGCAGCAGACAAAGGUCACUACAAAUUUUGUGAGCUCCUGAUUAAUAGGGGAGCCCAUAUUGAUGUUCGUAACAAGAAGGGAAACACACCACUUUGGUUGGCAUCCAAUGGUGGUCAUUUUGAUGUGGUGCAAUUGCUAGUGCAAGCAGGUGCUGAUGUGGAUGCAGCAGAUAACCGGAAAAUCACACCUCUUAUGUCAGCAUUUCGCAAGGGUCAUGUAAAAGUUGUUCAGUAUUUGGUGAAAGAGGUCAAUCAGUUCCCUUCUGAUAUAGAAUGCAUGAGAUACAUAGCAACAAUCACAGAUAAGGAACUGUUGAAAAAAUGUCACCAGUGUGUUGAGACAAUUGUGAAGGCUAAAGACCAGCAGGCUGCAGAAGCAAAUAAGAAUGCAAGUAUUCUUUUAAAGGAACUUGAUCUGGAAAAGUCAAGAGAGGAGAGCAGAAAGCAGGCUCUUGCAGCUAAAAGAGAGAAAAGAAAAGAAAAGAGAAAAAAGAAAAAAGAGGAGCAGAAAAGGAAGCAGGAAGAAGAUGAGGAAAACAAACCUAAGGAGAAUUCAGAACUACCAGAGGAUGAAGAUGAAGAGGAGAAUGAUGAAGAUGUGGAGCAAGAAGUUCCCAUAGAACCUCCUAGUGCGACCACCACCACCACAAUCGGAAUCUCUGCAACAUCUGCAACAUUCACAAAUGUGUUUGGGAAAAAAAGGGCCAAUGUUGUGACAACUCCCAGCACCAAUCGGAAAAAUAAGAAGAACAAAACAAAAGAGACCCCUCCCACUGCACAUUUAAUAUUACCAGAACAACAUAUAUCCUUAGCACAGCAAAAGGCAGAUAAGAAUAAAAUAAAUGGAGAACCCAGAGGUGGCGGUGCAGGUGGGAAUAGUGAUUCAGAUAACUUGGACAGCACAGAUUGCAACAGUGAGAGUAGUAGUGGUGGUAAAAGCCAAGAGUUAAAUUUCACUAUGGAUGUGAAUUCCUCUAGUGAUAGGAGAUACCCCUCACUGCUACUCCAUUCCCAAGAAGAAAAGACAAGUACUGCUGCUUCCAAAACUCAGACACGACUUGAAGGUGAAGUGAAUCCUAAUUCCUUAUCAACAACGUACAAGUCAGUGUCGUUGCCAUUAAGCUCUUCAAACAUAAAGCUGAAUCUGACUAGCCCUAAAAGGGGGCAAAAAAGAGAGGAAGGGUGGAAAGAAGUUGUUCGAAGGUCAAAGAAAUUGUCUGUUCCAGCCUCAGUGGUUUCCAGGAUAAUGGGAAGAGGAGGAUGCAACAUCACUGCAAUACAAGAUGUUACUGGUGCCCAUAUUGAUGUGGAUAAACAAAAAGAUAAGAAUGGCGAGAGAAUGAUCACAAUAAGGGGUGGUACAGAAUCAACAAGAUAUGCAGUUCAACUUAUCAGUGCACUUAUUCAAGAUCCUGCUAAGGAACUGGAAGACUUGAUUCCUAAAAACCAUAUCAGAACACCUGCCAGCACCAAAGCCAUCCAUGCAAACUUCUCAUCUGGAGUAGGCACCACAGCAGCUUCCAGUAAAAAUGCAUUUCCCUUGGGUGCUCCAAGUCUUGUAACUUCACAGGCAACAACAUUAUCUACGUUCCAGCCCACUAAUAAACUUAAUAAGAACGUUCCAGCAAAUGUACGUUCUUCUUUCCCAGUUUCUCUACCCUUAGCUUAUCCUCACCCUCAUUUUGCCCUGCUGGCUGCUCAAACUAUGCAACAGAUUCGGCAUCCUCGUUUACCCAUGGCCCAGUUUGGAGGAACAUUUUCACCUUCUCCUAACACUUGGGGACCAUUCCCAGUGAGACCUGUGAAUCCUGGCAACACAAAUAGCUCUCCAAAGCAUAAUAAUACAGGCCGUCUACCUAACCAGAACGGGACUGUUUUACCCUCAGAGUCUGCUGGACUAGCUACUGCCAGUUGUCCUAUCACUGUCUCUUCUGUAGUUGCUGCCAGUCAGCAACUGUGUGUGACUAAUACCCGGACUCCUUCAUCAGUCAGAAAGCAGUUGUUUGCCUGUGUGCCUAAGACAAGUCCUCCAGCAGCAGUGAUUUCCUCUGUGACAAGCACUUGUAGUUCCCUGCCUUCUGUCUCCUCUGCACCUAUCACUAGUGGGCAAGUUCCCACCACAUUUCUGCCUGCAAGUACUCCUCAAGCACAGCUUUCUUCACAAAAGACGGAGUCUUUCUCUGCCAUGCCAGCCCCCAAAGAGAAAGUGUCCACACAGGACCAGUCCAUGGCAAACCUGUGUACCCCCUCUUCAACUGCCAACAGCUGCAGUAGCUCUGCCAGCAACACCCCAGGAGCUCCAGAAACUCACCCAUCUGGUAGUCCCACUCCUCCCUCCAAUAACACACAGGAGGAAACACAGCCAUCCAGUGUGUCUGAUUUAAGUCCUAUGUCAAUGCCUUUUGCAUCUAAUUCAGAACCUGCUCCAUUGACUUUGGCAUCACCUAGAUUGGUUGCUGCUGAUAAUCAGGAUACCAGUAAUUUACCUCAGUUAGCUGUACCAGCACCUCGAGUUUCUCAUCGAAUGCAACCCAGAAGUUCUUUUUACUCGGUGGUACCAAAUGCAACUAUACACCAGGAUCCCCAGUCUAUUUUUGUGACAAAUCCAGUUCCUUUAACACCACCUCAAGGCCCACCAGCUGCAGUGCAGCUUUCUUCAGCCAUGAACAUUAUGAAUGGUUCUCAGAUGCACAUUAACCCAGCAAAUAAAUCUUUGCCACCUACGUUUGGCCCAGCCACACUUUUCAAUCACUUCAGUAGUCUUUUUGACAGCAGUCAGGUGCCAGCUAACCAGGGUUGGGGAGAUGGUCCACUGUCCUCACGAGUUACUGCAGAUGCCUCUUUCACUGUUCAGUCAGCGUUCCUGGGUAACUCUGUACUUGGACACUUGGAAAACGUGCACCCUGACAACUCCAAGGCACCUGGCUUCAGAUCACCUUCCCAGCGAGUUUCUACUAGUCCAGUUGGGUUACCAUCCAUUGACCCAUCAGGCAGCUCCCAAUCUUCCUCUUCUGCUCCUCUGACAAGUUUUUCCGGCAUACCAGGAACUCGGGUUUUCCUGCAAGGGCCAGCUCCCGUUGGGACUCCCAGUUUCAACAGACAACAUUUUUCUCCCCACCCUUGGACAAGCGCCUCAAACUCAUGUGACUCUCCUAUUCCAUCUGUUUCUUCGGGAUCAUCUUCACCUCUUUCAGCCACUUCUGCCCCACCAACAUUGGGCCAACCGAAAGGAGGCAGUGCCAGUCAGGAUCGAAAGAUACCUCCCCCCAUUGGAACAGAGAGACUAGCCCGGAUUCGGCAAGGAGGGUCUGUUGCACAAGCCCCUGUGGGGACCAGUUUUGUUGCUCCUGUUGGACACAGUGGAAUCUGGUCAUUUGGCGUCAAUGCCGUGUCAGAAGGCUUAUCAGGUUGGUCACAGUCUGUGAUAGGGAACCAUCCAAUGCAUCAACAAUUAUCAGACCCAAGCACAUUCUCUCAGCAUCAACCAAUGGAGAGAGAUGAUUCUGGAAUGGUAGCCCCCUCUAACAUUUUUCAUCAGCCUAUGGGUCUACCAAUUUCCAUGUAUGGAGGCACCAUAAUACCCUCCCAUCCUCAGCUUGCUGAUGUUCCAGGAGGCCCUCUGUUUAAUGGACUUCACAACCCAGAUCCUGCUUGGAACCCUAUGAUAAAAGUUAUUCAAAAUUCAACUGAAUGCACUGAUGCCCAGCAGGCCAGUCUGCUUCCUUCAGUCCCUGCUCUCAAAGGGGAAAUCUCAUCACCUCAACUAACGAGACCGAAGAAGAGAGUUGGACAGCCAAUGGUGGCCUCUCCUAACCAGAGGUAAGAAAUCUCAGGACUUGGAACUGUAGUUUCCAUCUUACAGAUUCUGGCCAAGUCCUCUUUCCAAUGUCAAAGUUAGUACAGGAGGGUACCAUCCUUAGUUUGAGGUAGCUUUUAGAAGGGGAAAGGCUGGUCAUAUUAGAGUUUCAAGCCAAAUAGAGGGGUACAAGUAGUAUACAUGGUUCUGUCCAACUGUUUAAGGCCUUUGUACCACAUUGUAAACCCAGGAAGAGGCAAACAAACUGUAGGAAAACAGCUUCUGAACAUCUUGUUCUCUAACUAGCCCUAGAGCUCUUCUACUAAGAAUUGUGGAUGGUUGUGACGUCUUCCCAGUGGACCCUGUCCUGGGGUGAGGGACUCUGAUAAUGCUGCAUUUUCUAUUCCUCAAAG
Messenger RNA from Globicephala melas (long-finned pilot whale), 8279 nucleotides. It is a transcript of the gene ANKHD1, whose product is annotated as ankyrin repeat and KH domain containing 1. NCBI's taxonomy places the organism in Eukaryota, Metazoa, Chordata, Mammalia, Artiodactyla, Delphinidae. Gene Ontology annotation, molecular function: protein binding; RNA binding. The record is from RefSeq and is a predicted model, not a curated record. Gene Ontology annotation, biological process: innate immune response. Gene Ontology annotation, cellular component: cytoplasm.